Molecule: messenger RNA, 1234 nt
Organism: Sceloporus undulatus (fence lizard)
Lineage: Eukaryota; Metazoa; Chordata; Lepidosauria; Squamata; Phrynosomatidae
Gene: TIMM23B
Product: translocase of inner mitochondrial membrane 23 homolog B
Exons: 7
Coding region: 266-898 (210 amino acids)
Biological process (GO): protein import into mitochondrial matrix
Cellular component (GO): TIM23 mitochondrial import inner membrane translocase complex; mitochondrial inner membrane
Molecular function (GO): transmembrane protein transporter activity
Source: RefSeq, a predicted model, not a curated record
CGGAAAAAGGGCGAAGCAAAAGUCUCUAAGCAGAGAAUGCGAGUGAGGCGGCUGUAGCUGCGAGGGCCGUAAAUCGAGACGCUCUCCCGUCCUCUCUCUGUCGCAAAGCGGAAGUCUCUACAGAGAGCGCGUGAGUGAGGCGGGUGUCGCUUCGCGGGCUCGCUUUCCGGCCCCUUCUUUUCCGGCCAGGGCUCCAGGAGGACAGAGGUCGUCGUCUGGGCUCCUCGAGGCAGGAGCGGCUGCGGGGAGCGGAGAGGCCUCCUGGAUGGAGGGCGGCGCCGGGAACACGAAGGGCUCGGGCCUGGGGGGCCUCUUCGGCGCUGGAGGGGUCGGGGGGCCGGGGUACUCCCACGCUGACCUGGCCGGCGUCCCCUUGACUGGAAUGAACCCUUUGUCUCCUUAUUUGAAUGUGGAUCCCAGAUACCUUAUACAGGACACAGAUGAAUUCAUAUUACCCACUGGAGCUAGCAAAACUAGGGGCAGAUUUGAGUUGGCAUUCUUUACAAUUGGAGGAUGUUGCAUGACAGGAGCUGCAUUUGGUGCACUGAAUGGUCUGCGAUUAGGUUUGAAGGAGACCCAAAGCAUGGCUUGGUCCAAACCUAGAAAUGUACAGAUUUUAAAUAUGGUGACAAGACAAGGGGCAUUAUGGGCUAACACACUUGGGUCUUUAGCACUGCUAUAUAGCGCAUUUGGAGUUAUCAUAGAAAAAACACGGGGUGCGGAGGAUGAUCUCAACACAGUUGCUGCUGGAACCAUGACAGGGAUGCUAUAUAAAAGUACAGGUGGACUACGUGGCAUAGCAAGAGGUGGCAUGGCAGGACUGAUGCUCACCAGCCUUUAUGCUCUCUAUAACAACUGGGAGCAUAUGAAGGGCUCAAUACAAAGGCAGUCACUUUGAGCAAAAUUAAGAACUGAGUAUCCACUCAUGUAGUGCAAUCAGUUUUGAAUCCCUUCAAUACAGCACAGACUAGAAUGGAACUGAAUGGACGACAGAAUCUCAUUGCGAUUACAUGGUUAUCAAGGCUGCCACAUCCUCCCAAUUGACAAGAGGUGAUACGUACUAUAUUGUCUGUGAGAGAGAAGAUAUUGGUUCUACAGCAUGUUCACUUUUUGCUCAGGCCAGAAUUCUUGUACUUUAACUUCAGUCAUGUAAACAUCUGUGCUGUGCAAUCAGGUUUGUGUACCAAUGCCAUUGCUUGAUUUGAUUCUAAUAAAGUUUGUGUCCCUGUGCUAA